UUGUAGAUCAGAUGACGGCUUCUGGGCUAUGGGAUAAACUGUGUGACUAGAACAACUCUAUCACAAACAGACUAUAUAAGAAGCAACGAAUUUACACCAUCCGGAUGUCCGAAAGUACUCAGACUUUGUAAGUAAAAAACAAAAGAUAGAGAAGCAGCAACAGUAAGAAGAAAAUGGCGGCGAAAAAUGCUUCAGCGCAAGGAUUUAGUAAAGAAGAAAAAGAAAACAUGGCAGUAUGGCUUGUUGGUCCUAAAACCCUCCAAAUUCAGCCUUACAACCUUCCCUCUCUUGGGCCUGAAGAUGCAAGAAUCAGAAUCAAAGCUGUAGGGAUUUGUGGAACUGAUGUUCACUUCUUCAAGGAGUUGAAAAUAGGCGAUUACAUAGUAAAAAAACCGAUAGUCCCAUGCCACGAGUGUGCCGGAAUAGUCGAGGAAGUCGGGGCCGGCGUCAAGCACCUGUCGCCGGGCGACCGUGUGGCCAUCGAGCCGUCAAUAGGGUGCUGGCAGUGCCACAGCUGCCGCCAAGGAAGAUACAACAUCUGCCCCGAGUUGAAGUUCUUUUCCAUUCCCCCUGUCAAUGGCGUCCUCGCCAACCGCAUCGUCCAUCCCGCCAAAAAUUGUUUCAAACUCCCCGACACAUUGACCCUCGAGGAAGGCGCACUGUGUGAGCCCCUCAGCUGUGCAAUACACGCUUGUCGACGCGCCAACAUAGGUGUCGAGACCAAUGUAUUGAUUGUUGGGGCCGGCCCGAUUGGGCUCCUCACAAUGCUUGCGGCUCGGGCUUUCGGAUCCCCAAGAAUCGUGGUCCUCGACAUCGAGGAUUCCCACUUGGAAGUGGCUAAGAAUCUUGGGGCUGAUGGCGUUGUCAAGGUUUCGACAAAUAUUGAUGACGUGGAAAAAGAAGUAGAGAAAAUUAAGGAUGCCAUGGGUGCAAGGAUUGAUGUAAGUUUCGAUUGUGUAGGGCUUAGCAAGACAAUUUCGACGUCACUACAAGCCACGACAUCAGGUGGAAGGGUUUGUCUUGUCGGAUUAGGGCACGCCAAUAUGACUGCACCUCUAACCGGAAACGUCGCAAUAAGAGAGGUGGAUCUUGUGGGAACAUUCACCUACACAAACACAUGGCCAUUGGCGAUCGAGCUUAUAAGGAGCGGGAAGAUAGACGUGAAGGCGUUGAUCACACACAGAUUUGGGUUCUCCCAAAAGGAGGCUCAAGAAGCUUUCGAAACGAGUGCAUAUGAUGGCAAUGCAAUUAAGGUCAUGUUCAACCUCUAAUAUAUAUAUAUGGAACCAAAUUAAUGAGACACCAGUUGGGCUGUCUUCAUAACCAACAAAACAGCUGCUGCUCUAUCAAUA
Molecule: messenger RNA, 1352 nt
Organism: Andrographis paniculata
Lineage: Eukaryota; Viridiplantae; Streptophyta; Magnoliopsida; Lamiales; Acanthaceae
Product: sorbitol dehydrogenase-like
Exons: 6
Coding region: 174-1271 (365 amino acids)
Molecular function (GO): oxidoreductase activity, acting on the CH-OH group of donors, NAD or NADP as acceptor
Source: RefSeq, a predicted model, not a curated record